AUGUCUACAUUUAGCUUCAAAAAUUGUUGUUGUUGUUGUCACUUUACUUCAAAAGGAUCAAAUUUUGUUCAUUCUGUGGAUGGACACGAUAAACUAAUGGGAUACCAGAAUAGUACUUAUCCCCUAGCGGUUUAUGGGUGCAUUGACACAUCAAGUCGGAAACUUCUUUGGAUAAAGGUGUGGGUUACAAACUCAAACCCUAAAGUAGUUGGUCGUUGGUAUCUAGAAUAUCUCUAUGAGUGCAGAUUGAUAGCUUCAUUCCUGCGUAUGGAUAAAGGAACCGAGACCGGAAUCAUGGCAACAAUGCAUGCCUUUUUGAGGAAUCACCAUGAGGAUCUGGACGAUGCAAGUGAGAGUGUGAUUUAUGGUCCUUCUACUUCCAUUCAGAUUGAGCGUUGGUGGAAGGAGUUACAUGAGCGCUUAGAAAAGUACUUCAAGGAACACCUUUAUUAUCUGAAGGAGAACAGAUUUUAUGAUCCCAACUAUGAGCAUGACAGGUGUACUACUCAGGAAGCCCAACAGAAGAUCAAGUAUGGCCUGAUUAAAAGUGGUUUCCCUGUUACAGUAGAUCAACUCAAGGAAGUGGCAGAAUUUUCAGGAGUACUUGAAGUUGAAGACAACUUCCUUGAUCCUGAGUUUCGAUUGAAAUGCAAUGAACUUGUUCCUAACGUUGAAGAAAUUGAACCAAAGGAUUGCCGAAAGGCAUACCUUCAUCUAAAGAAAAACUUCCCAGUGACAUACAUGUAG
Molecule: messenger RNA, 747 nt
Organism: Exaiptasia diaphana
Lineage: Eukaryota; Metazoa; Cnidaria; Anthozoa; Actiniaria; Aiptasiidae
Exons: 6
Coding region: 1-747 (248 amino acids)
Source: RefSeq, a predicted model, not a curated record